Messenger RNA from Fimicolochytrium jonesii, 997 nucleotides. RefSeq names its product DUF1640-domain-containing protein. The transcript is spliced from 5 exons. The record is from RefSeq and is a predicted model, not a curated record. NCBI's taxonomy places the organism in Eukaryota, Fungi, Chytridiomycota, Chytridiomycetes, Spizellomycetales, Powellomycetaceae. The coding region runs from base 180 to 869 and encodes 229 amino acids. Gene Ontology annotation, cellular component: mitochondrion.
AUCUUUAGAGGUUUGUGUUGAGAGGAGCCAAAAGUCGUGCCAUCGGGACGUCAACUUCCAGGCCAUAACGGCGAGUCAAGGGAGGGUUAGCCGCAGUCGUCAACCGUCAACGAAAUCAGAACAUCAAGACGGCGCACACUACUCAUACAGUUCAAGGUCCCUCGUUGUUGUUUGGCACCAUGGCGCUUAGCCGCUUCCCAGGCUCCCUCCUCUCAAUACCCCGAGCCCAGGCCCAACGGCGGCUCCGAUCGCACUGGGGCACCGUCGGGUCCAUACCAUCGCCAGGCGGCGACAGCAAUGGUGACUCGAGCAGCAGACCGUAUUCGGUGACGCACCAGUUCGAUACGUAUAGGCUUGUGCAGAAGUUGGAGGGGGAUGGGUUUAGUAGGGAGAGUGCGGAGGCGGUUAUGGCGAGCCUGUCGGAGGUUUUGGCUGAGAGUAUCAACAACAUCAGCCGAACAUCAGUAACCAAAUCCGACUUUGAAAAAGCCAUCUACACCAACAAAGUCGAUUUCGCCCAUGUCCGAAACGAGAUUCAGAUGCUCGAAAAGAACGAUUUCGGGAUGUUGCGGUCCGACAUUGGGCGGCUGAACGCCGAGGUGGAGAAGUUUCGCACGCGGAUGGUCGAAGACCUUCGCCGCGUGCAGUCGAAUGUGAGGCUGGAGCUGAGUUUGGAGAAGGGGCGGAUUCGCGAUGAGCAGUCUGCGCAGGAGUUGAGGAUCAAAGAGGCGGACUCGAAGAUUGAUUCGGAGGUGUCGGCUUUGAGGACGCAGAUGGAGACGAUUCAGUGGGAUUUGUUCAAGACGCUGUUCCCAUUAUUGUCCGCGGCUGGUGCUCUGAUAUUCAGUUACCUCCGCUUUGUGAAAUGAGCCAAUUCGGCCGAGCAAUCACUUCUCAGCCAAUGUGGGAGUCCCCAAGAAGGAUCUUUACCCCUCUCCUCGGAUCCAAGUUCCUCUACACUACCUCAUCCGACACCCAGGUUGCCCCGACUCCCAAC